CCCCCUCAGAGCUCAGGCGGAAGUGAGUUCGCUCCUUUGGAGAUUAAAAGGAUUCCGAACUCUGAUCAGUUUCAAUAACAGGCGUCCAGAGAGAGGGAAAAGGAGAGGGCGCGUACCCAGACCACGAGCUGCCCGGAGCCCCUGCAAAAGCCAUGCUCUCAAACACAACCUGAGGAGAAAGCAACCACCCCAAGCCCCCACCGCGACAAAGAGGGGAAGGGGAGAAGCCACCCAUUUCCCCCCUCCCCCCCGUGCGAUGGCUCUGCUGGAAUCCAACAUUAUCUGUAUCACUUGGGAUUCUGCUGCUGCUGAGUGAGUAAUUGCUAUUGCUGCCGCUGUUGCUAAUUCAAACCCGGUGCCAAUCGCUAGUGGAUUUGGUUGUGCAAAUUGCGGGGGAAGCGCUUUUUUUUUACUCUUGUUUCUUAAUAAAACACUACACGAAGAGGCGAGAUGACAAAGGAAAUGUGAUCCCAGUCGUUGCAGAGGCUCAGGCGAGCGAGCGAGAACCGGAGAGGACGAGGGGGGUGAGCGUGGGACUCUCGGAUAGCAUUGCACAGCGGCUCCAAUUUGUGCAUGCGAAUAUAAUACACCCCCCAUGAAUAAUUCAGGGCGGCCGGCGGGGACCUGCCGCUGCUACUCUACCCGGCGGCUACCGCUGCUGCUACAGCGUGUGCGAGCCACCCCGAGCCUGCCCGGGCUGCGAGUCUAGAGGGGAGACCGCGUGCUGGAGCGAGCCGGUCUGGGGCUGACCCGAAGCGGGAGCGGAGCCAGCCCAGGAGGGCGUGCGGGCAGCGGCUCAGGGCGAUCCAGGGCUGGGGAGAACGCGCCCACCAGGACCGAGGAGCACCGAAGCGACCCGCUGCUCGCUGCAGUGUUGGGUGUCUCUCUUUAUUGCAUCCCGCCAGCCUGAGUGUCUCCCGGGGGGGUCCGGCACCAACACCGCCCUCCAUCCCCAUCCCCCAGUCAUGCGGUGGUGGAGCAGGCGUCGGCGGGGGAGGGCUGGAGCCGGAGGAGUCUGCUUGGCCACUGUGUUUCAGUGUCUCUGCCUCUCCUAGAGCUGGACUGAGCCGCAAAAAGGGGAAAACAAACAAAAUAUUUCUCUCCUUUCCCUUCUCCUCCUCCCCCCCCCCCGAGAGGAGCUAACUUGGAAGCCCUUUGCCUCGCCGCCCAGCAGCCCCUCGGGGUCAGAGGGGGGCUUGCCCCGCAGACCCCCCGGCGCUAUUCUCCGGCUGCUGAGGAAAUCGGAGCCGAACCUCCCGCAGCGCUAGGUCCAGUUCACGCUGGAUUUGGGGGGGGGGGUUUACAGGAGUGGCGCCCAUGCACUUGAAGAAGAACAUAGUCACCAACCACGUUGUAGAAGUGCCGACCCCGGGGGAAAGAGGCAGACUCUGUGUCAGCCAGUGACUAGUUUUGGGAAAUCGAUACAAUUUGUCCAAUGCGGACCGGGAUCGGAAGCUAAGUACGGGUAGGGAAGGCAGACUCCAUUGGCCACCAGCGAACGGGACAACCGCACCCAGCGCCCCCCACCUCCCCCGGGGGCGAGGCGCUCCGAGGAUCCGGCUCCCUGCAGACACCGACUAAUAAUCGAUGCCAAGCGAUUUGCAAUCCGGUUUCUCCAUGAGUCCCUACUGCUGAGGCGCUUGCACGCCGCGGCUCGUGCCCCCCUCCCCCCGCAGCCAGGCCGCUUGCAAAUGGCUUCGUUUCCCGAGGCGGACUUCCAGCUAUGCCCGCUGUGCAAGGAGAUGUGCGGCUCGCCGGCUCCCAUCUCCUCCAACUCCUCCACCUCCUCCUCCUCCUCGCAGACCUCCAACUCCUCCUCGGCGGGCGGCUCGUCCUGCGCCCCGUCCCGCCGCCUGCACGUCCUGCCCUGCCUGCACGCCUUCUGCCGCCAGUGCCUGGAGGCGCAGCGCCAGCACCCGGCCGCGGGGGACGCGCUCAAGCUGCGCUGCCCCAUCUGCGACCAGAAGGUGGUGAUCUCGGAGCCCUCGGGCAUGGACGCGCUGCCCUCCUCCAACUUCCUCCUCAGCAACCUGCUGGACGUGGUGGUGGUGGCGGCCGCCGCCGCCGAGGAACAGAAGAACAACGGCCGGGGAGGGGGAGGCGGCGGCGGCAGCAGCAACAACCGGCACCACCACCCCCGCCAGCAGCAGCAGCAGCACCGCUCGGCCGGCAGCGGCUCGUCCCCCGCCGCCGCCUCUGCGAUCGCCCCGUCCCCGUCCUCCUCCGGCGGGGGCGGCUCGGCCUCACUGCUGCUCCGGCGGCCGCACAGCCGGCAGGGCGAGCCCCGCUGCAGCUCCUGCGACGAGGGCAACGCGGCCAGCUCGCGCUGCCUGGACUGCCAGGAGCACCUGUGCGACAACUGCGUGCGGGCGCACCAGCGCGUCCGCCUCACCAAGGACCAUUUCAUCGAGCGCUUCGGCGGGGCGCCCGGCUCCGCCGCCGCCGCCGCUCCCGGGCCGGCUGCCCAGCUCGCCCUCGGCCAGCCCUACCCCGCCGCGCCCUACAGCAUCCUCGCCUCCGUCUUCCCGGACCGGGCCAGCUACUGCCAGCACCACGACGACGAGGUGCUGCAUUUCUACUGUGACACUUGUUCUGUCCCUAUCUGCCGGGAAUGCACCAUGGGACGACAUGUGGGUCAUAGCUUUAUCUACCUCCAAGAUGCCCUCCAGGAUUCCAGAACCCUCACCAUUCAACUGCUAGCAGAUGCUCAGCAAGGACGCCAGGCUAUUCAGCUGAGUAUUGAACAGGCCCAAGCUGUGGCAGAGCAGGUUGAGAUGAAAGCAAAGGUGGUGCAGUCUGAAGUCAAAGCUAUGACAUCUCGACAUAAGAAGGCCCUGGAAGAACGGGAGUGUGAGCUGCUGUGGAAGGUGGAAAAGAUUCGUCAAGUUAAAGCCAAGUCCCUUUACCUGCAAGUUGAAAAGUUGCGUCAGAAUCUAAAUAAACUGGACAACACUAUUAGUGCAGUUCAGCAGGUCCUAGAGGAGGGUCGUAGCAUGGAUAUUCUCCUGGCUCGGGAUCGCAUGCUGGCUCAAGUGCAGGAACUGAAGAAUGUGAGAGGCCUUCUACAGCCGCAGGAGGAUGACAGAGUCAUGUUCACUCCUCCUGACCAGGCUCUGUAUAUGGCCAUUAAAUCAAUGGGGUUUGUCAGCAGUGGGGCCUUUGCUCCUCUGACCAAAGCCACUGGGGAAGGUCUCAAACGUGCACUACAGGGCAAAGCGGCCUCCUUCACAGUGAUAGGCUAUGACCAUGAUGGUGAACCACGCCUUUCAGGGGGCGAUAUGAUCUCUGCAGUGGUGAUGGGCCCUGAUGGAAACCUAUUUGGUGCAGAUGUCAAUGAUCAGCAGAAUGGAACCUACCUGGUCAGUUACAGACCACAGCUGGAGGGAGAGCAUCUAGUCUCUGUCAUGAUGUGCAACCAGCACAUAGAGAACAGUCCGUUCAAGGUCAUGGUAAAAUCUGGGCGCAGUUACAUUGGCAUUGGACUACCAGGGCUUUCAUUUGGCAGCGAGGGAGACAACGAUGGCAAGCUCUGUCGCCCCUGGGGAGUUUGCGUAGACAAGGAAGGGUACAUCAUGGUUGCUGAUCGCAGUAAUAACCGCAUUCAGGUGUUUAAGCCCUGUGGCACCUUUCACCACAAAUUUGGCACCUUGGGUUCCAGACCUGGUCAGUUCGAUCGCCCUGCUGGUGUUGCCUGUGAUAUCUCGCGUAGGAUUGUCGUGGCUGACAAGGAUAAUCAUCGCAUCCAGAUCUUUACAUUUGAUGGGCAGUUCAUUCUGAAAUUCGGGGAAAAGGGAACCAAGAAUGGGCAAUUCAAUUACCCAUGGGAUGUGGCAGUCAAUGCCGAGGGCAAAAUCCUGGUCUCUGACACGAGGAACCAUCGGAUUCAACUGUUUGGACCUGAUGGUGUGUUUCUGAAUAAAUAUGGCUUCGAAGGGGCACUCUGGAAGCACUUUGAUUCUCCAAGGGGUGUGACUUUCAAUCAUGAAGGCCAUCUGGUAGUGACAGAUUUCAACAACCAUCGCCUCCUGGUCAUCCAUCCAGAUUGCCAGUCAGCACGCUUCCUUGGGUCAGAAGGCACCAGCAAUGGCCAGUUCCUGCGCCCACAAGGCGUGGCUGUGGAUCAAGAAGGGCGCAUCAUUGUGGCCGAUUCUAGGAACCACCGAGUGCAGAUAUUUGAGUCAAAUGGUAGUUUUUUAUGCAAAUUUGGCACUCAGGGAAGUGGCUUUGGUCAGAUGGACCGACCUUCAGGUAUAGCUGUCACCCCUGAUGGCAUGAUUGUUGUGGUUGACUUCGGAAACAAUCGAAUUCUCGUCUUCUAAUCUGUGUUUUCUGAAUUAGGAAGAAACUGUCUCAGGGAAAUUCUUUUUAAGAGAACGAAAAAAUACAACGUUAAUUCAAACCUACCUCAUCUUUAAUUUUUUACAGAUGAAUGUACUUAUCUUUUCUGCAGGGAGUGAUCCUGUAAAGUUAUAAAUUCUAUCUACCUCAUUAUCUUUGUGUUCUCCCUCUCUCUCCUCCUCUUCUCCCCCCCCCCGCCCCCCAGCAGUAAGUUUUACCUCUUCCCCACAUGGGGCAUCAUGCACAAACAUGUGUUGCUGUGCACAUUAGGUGGUUGCGUGAUGAAUUCUGUAGACGAAGCCAAAAAGGCGCUCUAUAAUUUUUUUAAAUGGGGGGGGGAAUUAGUAGCAUUAGAUAUUUGUAGAAGAUUUGUGUUCUUGAUCGUACUGUGGUUUUUGCGGGGGGGAGGGUUUGGGGUUUUUUUGUUUUGUUUUUGUUUUUUUAAAUGCUGCUGCAGCAGAGAACUUUUUCCUGUUCUCCUUUUUAUACCUCAUUGUGUUUGAUUUAUUGUUCAACAUAGUGUCUUGUUCCCAGAAGACUUUGAUCUUUUUGUGGAAGUGGGUGGGGUUCACUAGUCAGGAAAAGCAAGUUUGCUUUUUUGCAUAUGUGUUUUGAAAAAUGCAGUAAUCCUACAGCACAAAGUGAAGCCCCUGUGAAAAUGCACAAAUUUCUUGGGGAGGGGGGAAGUCAUUUUUGGUGACUUAGUGUAGUUGUCAUAAAAAGUUUAAUGAAAAAAGCAGGACUUUCUGUAAUGUGUUCUCUAUUCUAUAAUUUCUUUAUAGCCUUUUGUCUGAUUAUUAGUCACAUUUUAAAAACAAGGUUCCAUUCUUCCUUCCAUUGUAUGUAUGUCACUGUUAUGUGUAUCGAUGCCUGUUACAAGGAGCAUCAAAACAGGGAAGAAUUGAACCCUGGAGUUAAAAUUUGUUUCAUGUGAAAUGGCUGUGGGGGUUUUUUUUGUUUUGUUCCCAUAAAGGCUUUAGUUAGGGGAGUAAAGAAAGAUUAAUAGGUUUGUCAGGACAAAGUAAAUUUUCCCAAAAAUAAACAAUAAAGCACAACUUUGGAAAUUCAGGGUGCAUUUCAGAGAAGUCCACAUUUUUAAAAAAUCAGAUCACAAAACCAGUCAGUGACAUCAGCUGAACUUUUUGUUUUCUUUUUCCUUCAUCCCUCCCCUAAAAAAAAAAAAAAGUUAGGAUUGAAAGGUUCGAAGAACAUUUUUUAAUGUACGGGCAUUCUUAAUGGCCCCUGGUGAAAGGUAGCCAGCAUGAGGCAAAAUGGAGCCAUAUAAAAGCUCUGCAUCGUCAUUCCAUGGCAUCACCGAAAAACUGCAUUUAAAAUGGUGACAGCAUCUAAAAACUAUACUAGCCAGAUUCUUUAAACUCUAAACUGCAAAAUUUAGCUCCAAUGGGGAUAGGAAUUUCUUGUUUUUCUGAGCAGCUGAGAUUUUGAGGAGGGGCUUUGGUUACCAAGCCAUGGGAAUUUGAUUCCUUAGUGGAUUACAGUCCACAUUUCAAUAGCUUGCAUCUUAAUAUGUUAGCUAUUGAUGUUGACAUGGACUCUUGAGAAAUUGCCUUGCCUUCUGGAUAGGACUGGUAUUGGCAAACCAUAAAGGCUAAUAUAGGGGGUGGAGAGUUUUUGCACUAUGCAGAAAUUGAAGAGUUCAUGCAUCAAUUAGUUUUUUUUCCCCCUCUGCAGUGGUGUAAAAUUAGUGUUAUCAAUUCCAGCAAGAGAAGAGCCCUGAUUGAGAAGCAAGGUUAUUAACUAAAAGGCUGAAGGAGAAAGGGUUCAUCUCUUCCCCCCAGCCACCACAUACACAAGCAAUCUGAAAAAUUGAAGGACUCUUUUCAUAUUAAUAAGAAAUUUCAAGGUGCACUUUCACUUGCUUCCACUGCUUUCCCUAUUACUAUAACAUUUCCAAGAAAUUCAUUUCCUGUUUUUAGAAAUUCUAAUCAUUGUUCAGGCUUAUGACAGCAGCCACUUAGGAAGGUGAGGAUUUUAAGAGGUGGACAAUGAAGAGGGAGGCAGUGAGAUCACAAGAACCCUUUUAAAACAGAAAAACCUCUAAAUUACACAGGAUAAUGUAACUGUGCUACUUUCAGCUAACACCUCAUGAAGCAAAUGCUCAGCAGUGGGUAUCGGCUGGGCUUAAUUUUAGGGAUAGUGUUGUUGUUUUAAAACAAAAUCCAAGAUAAUCUUUUAGAGAGAUCGGUCAUUAAACUUGUAUAUGGCUCUUCAGAAUUCGUGUGUAAUAGAAAGCAAAUUACUCCUUUUAGCUUUUGCAGCCCACUUUCCUUCCUUUUGUGGUAGCCUAUGGAAGUUGAUAUUGUUUGUUUGUGUGUUUUUCUGUGUUUUUCACUGAGAGAUUUGUAACUUGGCUGUGAAAACAAAUUAGACUCAGAGACCCAGAUACCAAAGAUAACCGGUUGAAAGCUUUAAUUUGACAAUUUGCAGAAUCCUUCCAUUUCACCUCUUUGUCUUAUUAAAAAUGCUUGGCCUUUUUACCUUGACCUUUGUGGUUGCCACUGCUGGAUUAUGUCAGAAAAGCUAUUAUGCUUAAUGCUUGUUGAUGUUGCCCUUUUGUAUUUUCUGUUCUCCCUGCGUGCCCCCCUCCCCAUCCCCCAGGCAUUUUUUUUUAAAGUAUUUAGCUGCUCCUGGCAUGCUUUGAGUUGAAUUGCAGAAAAAUUCUUCUUGUUUAUCUCCAUCACUAUAUAGUAUAGAGAUGUGAAGGCUGGUGGAAUUUCCAUUGACCUUCACCAUGUCAUAUUAUGUUGCUGCACAAGACUGGGGAAGGCCACACGCCUGUCUUUAUUUGGGGGAGGCACAAUGUCUUCCUUUACAGUUGCUGUUUACUUAAUUUACUGGAUCUGCUUACAGCUCAAACAAGACUAUUUGACUUCAAAGUGUUUCACAUCACGUUGGGAGGCUUUUGUUUAAAAAAAAAAAAAAAAGGCUGUGUGGCUACCCAAAUGAUUUCCUAUACUGUUACUGUAAUAGAUAGUGCUAAGCACACUUGCUCUUAUUGAAAAAUAUUAGUGUAGCUUAUAAAAUGGAGUGCUUAUAAUGCAAUGAGAGUAAGUAGUGUAAUAUUAUAGGAAAAGUUUAAUGCCAACAUCAUAUGCCCCAUAGGGGCUUGUUUAUUUGGUAUGUAAUUGGUAGGAUUUCAAAUCUGGCUCAACGUUUGUUCUAUGUAUGUUCAUGGACAAUUGUUGGAUAAUCCUUCCACUGUCCUGAUACAUGUAGAAAAUAGGGGAAUAGACAUACAGGACAGGAGUGUAGGAAAGGUAAGCAAAGGUCUGACACUGGGUUGCAAACUCCUGAAUUUUCUUAAACUGUUCAGUAUAAUCUCCUGAACUGGUGGUAGUGGAUUAGGGGAAGGAGAAGGUUGGUUAUCUCUUCACCCCCACCUCCAGUCUCUAGCUUUGGAGAAGAAUAACAGAUUUGGAUCUACAGACUUGUGCAUUGAAUGCUCCCAAAGGAAUUUAACUGUGCCAGGUUAAAUCAAUGUUGGCUGUCAGUAAAUUUUCGCUUUGUGAAAUGUUAUCAUCAGUUAACUCUCAUCAUCUCCUAAUUCAGCCAUAUGAAGCAGUCCUGUUAUUUCAAAACUGUUUUAGUGAGAGUUUCAGUGAUGUCCUGGCUGAGGGCUUAUGAGGCAGCCAUGGUGCUAGAUGAUGCAGUACCCUCCGGUAAGUCACUCCUUUAAUUUGUACCCUUUAAGUAUAACUUAUAUGGGGAAGCCCACAAGUGCAUACCAUAAAGAGGGAAAAACCUAAAAUUUAGUGUAUAUGAGGGCCAAAAAUAAUCAAGUUGGAAACAGAAGAAGGCACUUCGUUGUGGCAUUCCAUUGGAAUUGCUGGCGAUCGACUCAGUCUGUUUAGUUAUAGUUGAGCCAAAUUAAUUUAUUUCAAGAGCAGUCUUUAGGCUUGAUCCAGCCAUAUGUUUUAUUUCUUUUGAAGAUCAUAAAAUUUCUAUGUUCAGUUCUGGUUUUUAAAAAAAUGUGCCAAAGUGUUUUUAUUUUUAUUUGUUAAAGGAGUGUAUCCAAAUGGUGCCAAAAGGUAAUAGGGUAUUUAAAAAAUAAAAAUAGAGAUGUUUAGACAAACAGUUUGGAGCUGUCUAAAAAAUUAAACACUGGUACUUGCGUUAGACAAAUAUUGUACCUCAGGUCCUUGAGUCCUUUGGAGAUCAGUGAAACCCAGUUUGCUCUGGUACAGAAUGCACAAAUAGAGACCCAACUGUUUUUGUUUCUUAAAGUUCUACCUCACCAUGGAGAAGUAAAGCAUCUACCUCAAUGUAGUAUCAGACAGGUCUCAGAAGAAAGUGUUAGUCUGCAUGCAGGGGAAGGGUACAUCCUGCCUGUAGGAUACGCAUUUUUGUUUAAAUGGAAAUAUUAGAUGUGUACAAGUGGCUAUUUUUUUGUUGUUGUUGCCUCCCUGUGGAAAUAUUAGGCUGCCCUUGCUAAAGAACUGUAAAUAAAACCAAAUAUUCGUACACUCAGGCAAAUUGAUUCUAAUCAUCCUCCUGUAAGUUUGACUCAUUUUCACUAGAAAUUAUGCAAACUGAAACUAUUUUUUUUUCAGUAUUAUGACACUACUGGUUGACAUGACAUACUUUGUGUCUUUAUUUGCAGAGUUCUUAUGUCCUUAAGACCUUUAGGUCUUCUCUCUACAAGAGAAAAAUAUUUUAUCUAUUUUUGCAUGCCUACAAAUGUAUCCUGUCAGAAAAGACUCUAAGGGUAUAAUUUCUUUAAACGCAAUGCUAUACCAAAUGCUUGAAGGGAAUGAGAUUGAUUCUUUGACUUGGUGAUUGUAUAUGUAGUUUUCUUGAUGCAACGGGAUGUUUUCCACCAUGACAGUGCAACCAAGUUCCUGUUCCUGGAAGGCAAUUCAGACUGAAUGUUCUUACCAGAGGCAGCCGUUGUGUUGGGUUUUUAUUUGACUUUAAUAGUGGCAUUCAACAGACCCAUUAUUUUACAUGUGGAGUAAAGUUUAGAGAAGCACAUUAUCAGAUUACUGUAUUAAAAAUUCUUGUUUUUCUCCCCUAGUCAUUGUUGAGUGACAAAAGUUAGAAGAGUGGGUACAGAAAACCACUAAUGGUUAUAUGCUGUGUUGGGUUUGGUAAAUGUUAUGGUGGAAAAUGUACCUUGAUGUCUUUUUAAGUGAUCUUACGGGUUAACAAGCCAAUUUGGCAUCUUUUUCCAUCAUGGUUUAACCAAUAAUGGUUCUAAAAAAGAUUUGUGUACCUGCAUGGUCUUAGACCUUCUCUUAAUGAUUGUAUCAGCUUACAAACUCAGGUAGAUAUUUUUGUUUUAAAGCUCUUUUUACAGAGCCUUACUGACUGAAUGUUACGUGUCUAUGUAGUGAAGUAGGGUAGAUACCUUUCUUUAAACUACCAGACCAGUAAACUCCUUUAUAGGUUUGUAGAAUACUUCUCAGUCUAUGUAGUAGUUUCCUACUGAUGUCUUGUUUCUGAGUUUUGCUUUUUUUUCCUCCUAAAAUGACUAAAAAGUUUUUAACUAGUUUGUAAGGUGUGUUUAGUCACCCAAAUUGGCGGGGGGAGGGGAGGGUUCUUACUGUAUGUGACUAUUGUUUGUAUUGUGCAUUACUUGUCAUGCCUAUCUUGGUUGGUGGUUGAUGCAUUUUAAGUAAAAAGAGUGAGGGCCCAUACAUACCAUUUAAUUUGGUCCUUUGUUGAGGCAUAGUUUCAGUGAAAUUGGAAACAUCAAAAACAAAUGGAAGCUCUAUCCAAUUAAGACCAAUGUAACAAAUUCUGUAGACAGUUUAAGUCCUCGCUUGAUUUACUGUAGAUACAAGCCCAUCUUAUAAAAUGUAAUUACAAAAUUAGAAGUACUGUCAUCUUGAUAUAGUUCAGCACAGUAAUGCCAUGAGCUUCGAGAAUGAUUCUGUCAGUUCUUGGAAGUUGUGCAUCUUGAGUCAAUUGCUCUUGUAGUUUCCUGUUCUGCUGGACUCUACUUUUCUAUUUUAGUGAUUAAGCAUGCUGUUUUCCUAAUAAGAAAAAGUGCUCAGUGGGACAGACAUUGCUCUGAGCAGCUCAUUAAAAACAGAGCAUUUAUAACUGUUAAUGGAACAGGUCAUGUCAAAAAAACCCUUCCAUUAACACAACCCCCACCAUCCAAAAAAGGGUUCACUUGUCUAUUUAGACAAAAAUUGCUGGGCUUUGUAACUUAAAAUGUUACGUGCUGCAAAGAAGAAAGCAUGACAGGUUAUGGGCAAACUGUUAUGUAGAACAAACUAACAAUGUUAGAGAACUCUUGUGUUACUGGAGGCUUCUGAAUGUAUCUUUGUGGUCCAUAGAGAAGGCUGAAGGAUGUAGCAAGGAGAUGAUGUAUCAGCUACUGGCAGCCUUAAAACAAAGUCAGUGUCUCUCUGGACUUUAAAAUGUUCCUAUGCAGUUUAUUUUAUUUUUGUUUAAUCAAAUAAAUGUGAGUUUUUCAUGGCAA
Chrysemys picta bellii (western painted turtle) is the source of this 10789-nucleotide messenger RNA. It is a transcript of the gene TRIM71, whose product is annotated as tripartite motif containing 71. The record is from RefSeq and is a predicted model, not a curated record. NCBI's taxonomy places the organism in Eukaryota, Metazoa, Chordata, Testudines, Emydidae. Gene Ontology annotation, biological process: protein polyubiquitination; proteasome-mediated ubiquitin-dependent protein catabolic process; negative regulation of translation. Gene Ontology annotation, molecular function: protein binding; translation repressor activity; zinc ion binding.